This is a messenger RNA of Daldinia caldariorum, 1215 nucleotides long. RefSeq lists its product as uncharacterized. The transcript is spliced from 4 exons. NCBI's taxonomy places the organism in Eukaryota, Fungi, Ascomycota, Sordariomycetes, Xylariales, Hypoxylaceae. The coding region runs from base 1 to 1215 and encodes 404 amino acids. The record is from RefSeq and is a predicted model, not a curated record.
AUGUGGUCUAAUAUUUUCGCAAGCACCGUUGCGGUGCUGCUUUUCACCGGAGAUGGACUGUCCCGGCCUCGUGGCCUUGUCCUUGACAGUCUCAACCGGCUUUUGGUCGUGGAAAGGGGCGUUGGUAUAAGCCAACACGACCUUGAUAUUUCUGGAUGCAUUUACUCCUCUCGCCUUCUUAUUGAAAUGUCUGCCCUGAACCAUGGCAUCUACCUCGGAAUCGACGGCAAUAAGUUAUUUGCCAGCUCAUCCACCACGGUUUUCAGAUGGUCAUAUGACCCUAAGACUGGUAACAUUAGUCAAUCACCUACCACUAUCAUCUCGGGCAUGUCCCCUGACGACCACGUCACCCGAACCUUGAUCAUACCAUCCAGCUGCCCGGAUCUUCUAGUCGUUUCUCAUGGUUCCAAGGGUAAUGUCGACUUCGCGGCUGUUGAUCCGGGAACGGCGAGGGCUACCGUCAAAGUCUUUAAUAUUUCAACCAUACCUAACGGUGGCUACGACUUUGUUAAAGAUGGUUGGGGCGCUGGAUACGGCCUACGAAACGAAGUAGGGCUUGUCUUCGACGGCAAUGAUAUGCUCUGGGGUGUAGAGAACAGCGCUGAUCAACUCACGCGCAACGUCAGCGGAGUUUCGACAGAUAUCCACAAUGACAACCCAGCUGAGGAGCUCAACUACCUAGGCGAUAUUAAGACGCCAAAUGAUGCUUGGUAUGGGUAUCCGACAUGUUUCACCGUAUGGCAACCCGAGGCAGCUCUCACCAACACUACUAGUGGAAACCAGUUAGACGUUGGUCAACAGUUCGUCCUAGCUCCGAACCAGACGUUCGAUGACAACUCUUGUGCAAAGAUGUCAAGGCCCCCACGUCUUACGUUCGAAGCCCACACCGCACCGCUAGAUGCCAAAUUUAAUGCGCCCAAGUACACCAAUCUGUUCGUCACCUUGCACGGUAGUUGGGACCGCGAUCCUCCAGCCGGAUACAAGCUUGUAGCAGUGCCUUUCAAGCGUGAUCCCGGCGACAAUGGAGCUUACGCCCCCGUCGCACCAGCAAACAGCAAAACUGGGUAUGUAGAUAUCUUCUACCCGCCUGACGAAGGGAAGUGCUCGUCAUCAAACUGCACACGACCGGUCGGUUUAGUUUUCGACAAAGCUGGAGAGCUAUACAUGUCAAGCGACACGUCCGGCGAGAUAUUUAAGUUAAUAUAUAGCCCUUGA